Argiope bruennichi is the source of this 1539-nucleotide messenger RNA. RefSeq lists its product as uncharacterized. The record is from RefSeq and is a predicted model, not a curated record. NCBI's taxonomy places the organism in Eukaryota, Metazoa, Arthropoda, Arachnida, Araneae, Araneidae. The transcript has 3 exons. Bases 1 to 1539 code for a protein of 512 amino acids.
AUGGAAAAAGCCUUUCUCCAGAUUUCUUUGACUCCAAAAGAUAAAGACGCGGUUAGGUUUCUUGUGGCUAACAGUGAAAACGAUGUUCAAGUGUAUAGAUUCAAUCGAGUUCUUUUUGGUGUGAACUCGUCUCCAUUUCUAUUGGCCGCAACUAUAAAAACCCAUAUUGAGAAAUAUAAGGAACAAUAUCCCGUUACUGUGCGGACACUCGAUAGUUGUUUUUACGUGGACGAUCUCGUCACUGGUGAAGACGACGUAUCACCAGCAUGUGACUUGUCAAACACAGCAGCAAAAAUCAUGGAUGAUGCAGGGAUAAAUUUGCGGAAGUGGAUUUCAAAUGACUGUGAUUUAAGGAAACAAUGGCAGACAGAACAUUUCGACCAUUUAAAUAUUAACGAUUUCGUGAACCAACCACAUCGUGUUUUGGGACUUUCGUGGAGUCCUCAAAAUGGCUAUGUUAGUCUUAAUUUAAAAGGUCUAUUGGACUUCCUUCUGAAAAAGAAAAAUACUAAACGAUUCUUGUUGAUGGCCGCAGGCAGAAUAUUUGAUCCAAUGAGAUUUGUAUCCCCCUUCACUAUAAGAUUUAAAAUCUUAUUUCAAGAAAUCUGGCAAAGUAAAACAGACUGGGACGAAGAGUUACUGCCAGAUGUUAAUGAGAAUUUUGAACAGUGGUGUUCAGAAGCGUCUUUCUUAGGUAAACUUCAGAUUCCUAGAUAUGUCCUCGAGUGUGAUAGUGAGAAUCCCCCAGAGUGUGAAAUACACACAUUUUCCGAUUCUAGCAUUAAACCGUAUGGAGCUGUCUCAUAUUUAAGACUGAAAACUCCUAACAAAAUUUGUGUGUAUCUUUUAGCUUCAAAAUGCCGUGUGGCUCCUCUAAAGCCAUUAUCCCUUCCACGUUUGGAAUUAAUGGGUGCGUUACUUGCUGCGAGAUUGGCAAAAGAAGUAUCAAGAGUCCUCAGUGAGAAAAUACCAGCAACCAACCACUUUUGGGCAGAUUCCACUAUAGCCUUGAGUUGGAUUCAAGGUUCCAGCAGCAGAUGGAAAGUCUUUGUCGCCAACCGUGUGAAGGAAAUACAAUCCUUGACAAAUAAAGAUACGUGGCACCAUUGUCCUGGAAAGGACAAUCCAUCUGAUCUUCUUACGAGAGGCAUCAGCGCCGACUCACUGUUGAACUGUGAGAAGUGGUUCAUCGAUAAUUGUAAGCAACCAUUUAACAAACAAAUUGGACCAUUGAAGAUAUCCGAAGUCCAACGAGCGGAAACUGCGCUUGUGAAGUUGGUGCAACAGGUAGAAUUUGAAUCAAAAUUAAAGGACUUGUCCACUAAGGGUAUGGUUAGCCCUCAAAACAAUGCUUCCAACUUUGUAGGCACACAAUUAGAGUUAAAGAGACUGAUAAAAAUUCUGAGUAAUAGUAACAAUAAUAUGAGUAAAUUUUUGUAUGAUGAACGUGUUGAGUGGAGUUUCAUUCCACCAAGAACACCAAAUCAUGGAGGCCUCUGGGAGGCUGGAGUCAAGGCCGUCAAAUAUCAUAUAAAGUGA